Messenger RNA from Symsagittifera roscoffensis, 1398 nucleotides. RefSeq names its product stonustoxin subunit alpha-like. The record is from RefSeq and is a predicted model, not a curated record. The transcript has a single exon. Lineage: Eukaryota; Metazoa; Xenacoelomorpha; Acoela; Convolutidae. Bases 1 to 1398 code for a protein of 465 amino acids.
AUGGGACAACACAUUGAGCUGGGAGAACUUUAUGAUGCAACAAGUGGAUUGUUUUAUGGAGGGUUAAGUCUGUGGAAUUCAUCUGACUUGGCUGGAAACAAUACAAGGAUAUAUCCAAGCCCAGACACACAAUUUAAAGUUUCUAUUGGCACAGAAGAAGUUCGUAGCAACAGUUCGCUGGAUCUAAAUGGCUCUGUUGAAGUCGACUUCAAGAUAAUCGCGGUUUCGGGGAACGCUAAGUACCUGCAAAGCAGUGGAAACGCUCGAAACCAAGCGCGGGUUGACUUAACUUGCACGAGAACUAACAGAGUGAGGAAGUUGGACACGGAAAAUUUGAUCGUUAUGCCUCACAAAGAAAUGAUAAUGAAGCAAUCCAACAUCACCCAUUUUGUAGCGGAAGUGGUUGAAGGCGGAACUGCAAACAUUACUUUCAAAAAAGAUUGCAAAAAUGACUUCGAGUUGAAAGAAGUUGCUGGGAACUUAGCAGGUAAAUUAAAUAUCAACGUUGUUACGACUAGUGUGUCUGGCGGUGGAUCAUCAAAAUUUGAGGACGUUUCCAGUUUCGAACAGUUUGACAUCAGCGUAUCAGGGCCACUAACAGGGUCGUUCACAUCGUACGAGGAAGUGAUGAAAGUGGCUAAAGAUAUUCCUAAGGAACUGGAAAAGUACAACAACACACUCAUGGUUAAACUCCUUCCAAUUCAGUUCAUUGAGCCAAAACAACAGAAAAACAUAGAAAAACCCCUUGAUGACAAUUUUCUGCGACAACUUAUAGUUGCUCUUCGGAAAGCAGAAAACCUUCUCUAUGAUAUCGACAGCAUGAAUGAGUUCGAAGAUGUCAAGCUGAUACCGUCCAUUCACGAGCAACAUCAAAACUUCCGAAAUAGUUUUGAAUCAUGCAUUUAUAAAUAUAGAUCCUUCGUCAAGGAGCUCCUGCCUAAAAUAAGAUCUGGCCAAGAAGAUCCGAAGGCUUUGGACGAGAAACGAUCGCGAAUGGAUGCUCAGAGCCAAAUUUGUGAGAAGUUUGUGAAAUUGAAGAAACGAGAAGCUGAAUAUCUGGACAGCCUGUUCAAAGACAUGAAUGAAAAUGGAAUGAAAAAUUGCAUGAAAAUGCAGGCGAAAGAAUACUGGAAGGAUCAGAAAGUAUUCAAUCUGUGCCUCGCAGCGCUGACAAGUGAGAGACAUCCUUUAGAAGAUGAAAUGAUGAAGGCCACGCCCAACAGGGACAUUGACGCUUCUGGACACCAUUGGUACGAUGAUCCCGAAAAAAGGAAAGCAAUCGGUGCAGGAAUCGAGCAGAUAAAAGCGAAUAAGGGAAACGAAACUCUAUCCUUCGAUGUUCGUAAGAGUGCUCAAAACAGCGUUUACGAGAUUUUUGAUCACGGACUGUUCAAGUGA